AUGCCCCAUUAUGACACGAAUACUAAUUCUUUUAUGCACAAUCACAAUCUAAAUAUAGCUUCCUUGAACUGCCGCAAUCUCGUCAAAGCAUCUACGCCCGAGAUUAGCUCUGACUUCAUCCGAUACCUCCGUUCCUUACAUUUGGAUAUCCUCUGUGUUCAAGAAUCACAUGCAGUCGAGGCAGUUCAAGAUCAACUCAAUUUACAAUUUCAAGCUCAUGACACCUUAUGGACCCAACAUUGUGGUAUUAUUUCAUUCAAUCCUUUAAUUCAAUUACAUUCGUUAGACUUAGAUCUAGAUCAACGCAUCAUUGCCUGUAAGGUUGUCCAUGCCAAUGCGUUGUUUCCACCCUUUACGCUCCUUAAUGUUUAUGCCCCAGCCCAGUACUCACCCCGAGUUCGGUUCUUCAGAGACCUACUAACGUUGCCCCUUUUCGACAUUCCUUCUUCAACCUCUCGGGAAUCCCUAUCCUCUUUAUCUACCUUGCUCGAUUCUGAUCCUUCCAAUCUUUCUCCCAUGCUUCUGAUGGGCGAUUUCAACUACCAUGCUACCUCCUAUCUGACCGACGAUAGUGAUGAUCCGGAACUUGAUACUGACAAUAUUACUUCAGGAGCUGCUAUUCACAGACACUUCCACCGACUCAUCAAUACCCACCUCUUUGAAUGCACUCAUUCUAGGGAAGAGGGUCCUCUAUUACCAACCUAUCGUAGACGAACUGGUCAAUCUACUAUCGAUUACCUUUAUGCUUCUAAUUUCCUAUUUCAACAUCUACAUUCGUCUGAAAUUAUGUUCCUUGACUCCUCCUGGACGGAUCAUGCUCUACUACGGGCUCGAUUUGUCUUUUCUUCGGAUCGUCAGGGAUCAGGCCUUUGGCGUGCUAACCCAAAUCUUUCGACUAACCCAUAUUUCAUUGACCAACUGUUUACAGCUCUUGAUGACUUUUUCAAUACCUUGGAGAUCUCUGCCUCUAUCGAUAUCGCCGCCUCUAUUCCUCCUGCUUCCCCACAGGACAAUUGGGAUGCUCUCAAAACCUUGGUGCAAGAAAUUGUUCGUCGAGUCAGUCGUGAUAGAAGUAGUGCCUUGGAACGUCAAUCCAAACGACUCCAACGUAAACGCAAUCGCAUCUGUCGACAAUAUACAGAUCCUCGGAUCCGCGCUCCUCUACUCUCGACUAUUGAAAAGCAGAUAGGUAUUCUUCAACGGGAGAUAGCUUCCAACUUACGAUUACGUGCUGGUAAACAUUGGCGCGAGCAGGGAGAAACCUCUGCCGGAUACCUCAAACGUACCAUUGCCACUCGUGCGGUCAAAAAGGCGAUUACUAGCCUCAUCAAUCCAGUUACUAACUCAUUAUGCACUGACCCCUCUUCAAUGCAGACAGCAGCCUCUAGUUUCUAUGCAGCAUUAUACUCCUGUGAUGCCGUGGAUUCAGCGAGUAUCGACUCUCUGUGUGCCACUAUUCCGGAUUCUGACACCAUCGCGGAUGCCGAUCAUGAUACCCUUCAGCAACCUUUCACCAUUGCCGACUUAUUGACUGGUACUCAUCGUACCAAGUUCCAAUCCAGUCCUGGUAUCGACGGUUUACCUUACCCCAUUCUCAACAUUAUCCUCAACCACCAGAAGGCCGCCCAACUUGCUGUUAAGGUGUUUAAUGAUGCCCUCAACCUGGGUAUCUUCCCUUCCAGCUGGUUGCAAACUUGCAUUUGUUUACUACCCAAGUCUGGCGACCUCUCCAACCUCAAGAAUUGGCGUCCUCUUUCUUUGAUUUGCUGUGAUGCCAAGAUCUUCACACGAUUGCUUAAUCAACGCCUUAUGCCCUUCAUGAACAAGAUCAUAUGCCCCCAACAGUCUGGAUUCAUGCCUGGUCGUUUUAUCGGUGAUAAUGGUAUGAUUCUCAACAACACUCGUCUCAUUGCUGCUGAAACUUCAUCGGACAGUAUUGCGCUGCUCUUGGAUCAAGAGAAAGCGUAUGAUCGCAUCCACCCUGACUACCUUCGGGCGGUGAUGCAACGAUUUAACCUUCCUACUAACAUUAUCCAUUCAUUAAUAACCCUUCUCUUCUCUACGCAAAUUCACAUCAACAUUAACGGCCACAUAUCCACCUCGUCCAUCACCCAACAACGUGGUAUCCGCCAAGGGGAUCCCAUCUCACCCCUCCUUUUCAACAUUGCUUUUGAUCCUUUCCUUCGUUCCAUUCAACAAGAUCCUCAGUUUACUGGUUUCAACCUGCAUACUGAAGCUCCACCUCCUACUAAUCAAACUACAUCUGACGAUAUUUCAGUUCCUAUGCAACAGUUGUUUCCGGACAAUGACGGCCUUGCUGUCAGUCCUGAUAAUACUCCUGCUCCUCCAGAUUCUCCCGCCUCUACACCUCUGGCGGUAAAAAUCCUGGCAUAUGCGGAUGAUACAUUGGUAUAUCUCCAUGAUACGCAGGACUUUCAUCGCUUGCAGACCGCCAUCACCAUGUAUAUGAAAGCUUCUAACGCAUUAUUGAACUAUCACAAGACAGUAGCUACAUCUCUCUCAGGCAAUCCUUCAGCAACUUGGCAAGCCUUACUCGCAACCUAUGGCAUAAACGCCUGGCAUGAUCGAACAUCCGCCACUCCCCUCAUUUAUCUCGGUUAUCCCAUCUGUUCCAGCAUUACUCAACGCAAUGUUGCCUUUCAAAAACUAUAUGAUUCCAUCCGAAAUGCCAUUGCUCUUCACUCACAACGCAACAUCUCCAUCCGUGGCCGUGCUACCAUUCUCAACUCACUCAUUUAUUCCAAAUUAUGGCAUGUUUUACGACUCACAACAUUUACCAAGGCCCAGUUGCUCUCUUUACGAAGCCUGGGUACCGCCUUCAUUAAUUUUCGUAUAUUCCCUAGACUCUCUUUUGCUACUCUCUCUUUACCUCGCUCUGCCGGUGGUUUGGGGCUCCUAGAUCCUCUCUCUCAACAACAAGCUCUGCAAUGGUACUGGGUGUGCCCUCUAUUGCUUCAAUAUCUUGACUCUCCGGCCUUCUCCAAGUACAACACUCCUUCGCUUCCUGUCUUAACUUAUACUCUUUCUUGGUGCUACUCCUCCACCGUCUUCCCUCAUUUCUUCUACUAUCUCUUGUUGCCUUAUGCUCGCCAUCGGUCGUGGUUUCCUCAAAGCCCAUCCCGUCGACACAGCUAUCUCAAUCCAAUUACUAAUCUUCAGUCCUGUUUGUCACUUUUCCAGAUAACAGAGCGUCAUAACUUAUACGUUGAUGCUGUUACUUGCUACUCACUUCCUCUCUAUGAUAUUCUUUUACAUUCACUACCUACUACUAAUACUCUUUAUUCAUCUAGCUUUAUACCACCGAAUCUUCUCUUAGACGGCUCCAACGUUGCAAAGAAGCUUCUUGUAAGCGACAUUUUCCGGUUAGAUGCUGAUCAUCAGGUGCUUCGUGUUCGUUCUUCCUUCCAAUUUGCUAGCCAUCCUAUUGUCUCCCAACGUGUUGCUGAUUUCAUCAAUUCUCGUCAACUGAUAUUCCAACCUUUCUUUGCACAGCAAUGCUUCAUUGCUCCCCGUCCAGCCCUAGACCCUCAUCAACCUCCCUCUCUGCGGGCGUUUUGCCGUAGCAUUUUCGUCCCUCCUUCUUCCUCGCCUUCGCGUAGUCGGUUGCCACUCAACAGCAUCCGCUUUUUUAAAAAACUACGCAAAAACCUACCCUCUUCCUCCUCCUCUCUUUCUCCUCUCCAACCUCCUCAAUGGCGCUCAUUCUGGACACUCGCAAUUCCCCUUGCUGCUCGCACGGUCUGGUAUCGGGCUAUAUAUGAAAAAAUCCCCACCAGAGCCCUCCUACAUCUACGCGUUCCUGACAAUCACCCUUCUCACCUCUGUACAAUCUGCCCUGCCUCUCCCACGGAGGAUAUCACACAUGCUCUGUUCUCCUGUCCUCCCAAGUUGCUGGUCUGGCGAUACAUGUAUCACACCUAUCUUUCUGCUUCUCCAUCAAUCUCUGAUGUUGAUCUGAUUCAUUUCUUACAACAAACUUUACUCUGUUCUUCCCCUCUUCUUGAUCGUGAUCCCUCUCUCUCGUUCAAUGAACUCUCUAUUCCUCAACUAUUCGCAACUACUCUUUUGACAAUUUGGCAAGCGCAUUGGCGCUGGAUCUUCGACCGAACCCCGUUCAUCGCUGACACCGUUCAACUUCGCCUUGCUCGCUCUCUUGCUCGUUUGGAUGCCGAGUUAAAUCUUGAUUCGUAA
Messenger RNA from Mucor velutinosus, 4212 nucleotides. RefSeq names its product ATP-dependent RNA helicase dbp6 (gene DBP6). Lineage: Eukaryota; Fungi; Mucoromycota; Mucoromycetes; Mucorales; Mucoraceae. Gene Ontology annotation, molecular function: catalytic activity. The transcript has a single exon. Bases 1 to 4212 code for a protein of 1403 amino acids. The record is from RefSeq and is a predicted model, not a curated record.